CUCUCUCUCAACAAAAGUCUCUGAUCUCUCUGCAUCCUUAAAUAUACUAGUUCCCCCUUUUCACUAACUUUUCCUUCAAACCUCCAUCCCCAGAAAAACUCUGUUACCCUCCCUUUUCCUGCAUUUUUUUAAAUCUGACUACCAGUAGUCGACUCUGCAAUUUUUUUUUUCCUUUGAUCAACCCUAGAAGGGUUCAUAGAAAAAGGCCUAUACUCUUCCUCCUAGUCCUCCCUCCCCCUCCUCAUCCUCGUUUCUAGCAACACUAGCUCAUGCAAAUCAUGAGACACUCAUGAGAUAAUCAAAACAUCUGAACUUCAUUUCACAAGCUUCAAAGUUGUAACUUCUUUUCAUAUUCAGACUUUUUGGCCUUUUUCAGUUCCCUCAUAUGUACUCUGCAUCCAUCCUUUAUUACUCUCCACUUUUUCAUUCAUUCUCUCAACUUUUCUUGUUUCUUGAUAAACUCCCUCCUGGGAUUUUUGAGUUUUGACUGAGAUCUCCUCUUCUCCAUUUAUUCCUUUGUCUCCUGUUCCCGAUCAUGUUUACAAGCUCAAACACCAUAAUGAGAACCCCUGCUUUCCCCGAUCUUUCUUUGCAGAUUAGCCCACCUUCAAUUUCGGAUUGUAGAACUAAGGAGGUGGGUAAAUCGUUUUACAGUGAUCGGAGUUCGACUACUGAUUCCGGUAGCAGUGGGAGUGAUUUGAGCCAAGAAAAUGGGUUAUUUAGCUCUGAGAGGAGUUAUGGGAAUCUCUGUCCGGCGGAACCCACGUUGAGGCUUGGGGUUGAAAUGGCAGAUUUAAGUCCUUUACAACUACAGAGAAACGUUAGUAAUCAGCAUCAUCAAUUCCAGCCUCAAAUCUAUGGCCGCGACUUCAAGAGAAAUGCAAGAGUCAUUAAUGGGGUAAAGAGAAGCGUUAGAGCUCCCAGAAUGAGAUGGACUACCACUCUUCAUGCUCAUUUUGUUCAUGCAGUCCAGCUCCUGGGCGGCCAUGAAAGAGCCACACCCAAAUCGGUCUUAGAGCUGAUGAAUGUCAAGGAUCUAACCCUAGCUCACGUGAAAAGUCACUUGCAGAUGUAUAGAACAGUGAAGAGCACUGACAAAGUAUCAGGUCAAGAGCACACAGAUUUGGGUCUGAACCAAAGGGCUGGAAUUGUUGAACUGGAUGGAGGACUAUCUAGUGGAAAAGCUGAUAUCAACCCUUCUAAUUCUCCCAAACCAUUAUCAGCGUCACCACACCAAAAUUCCCAAAGAGGCUCAUGGUUAUCUUCAUCAAGAGAGGCCAUGGAUAGGAGUAUAUCUAUGACAAUCAACCCUAAUCAUAGUAAGGUGGAGGGCCCUCUUAAUCUGUCCAGUAGCGCGAAGGAUUGUUUGGAUUCUAGCUCCUUGUCAUCUUCAGAUGCGUUCCUUAACCUAGAGUUCACCCUUGGAAGAUCAAGUUGGCAAAUGGACUAUCCUGAAUCAUCAAAAGAUUUAACACUUCUCAAGUGUUAAGACAUUAUUGUGCUAGUUAAUUAAUGAGUUAAUUAGACGUAUGCUUUUCUUUCUUUAAUCUGUGAAUUAGGGUAUAAAAAAAACCUAACUUGCACGAGUUAAUUCCUUGUUCCUUUUUUCUUCAAAUUUUGCAUGGAGUGGGAAGAAAGAAAAGAAUCUUGAUUGC
Molecule: messenger RNA, 1655 nt
Organism: Rubroshorea leprosula
Lineage: Eukaryota; Viridiplantae; Streptophyta; Magnoliopsida; Malvales; Dipterocarpaceae
Source: the annotation of a GenBank genome assembly